AUGUCCGUAUCAACAUUCGUCCACUUUAACUACACAGCCCUUGAGGAGCUGAAAGUGAACAAAAAGUGUGUCGCGGAAGUGGUCAAGGGAGGUUCUAUCAAGCGCUGUGGGCAAUGGAUCCUUACAGACUCUUUUUGUACACUGAGGGUUCUCUACGAAAAUAACCAAGACACUUCCCGAAAUGAGCUUCCUCUCCGAGAGAUCGCGAAGCUAUGUCUCUGUAAGACGCAUCGCAAAGAACCGACAAACAUCUCGCGGGCUGUGGAGCAAUGGACCCGAGAAAUUAGCGAUCCAAGCUGCCCCCCCAACGAGGCACUGCCAGACACCAACCCCCCAUUGACACCACCAAAUAGGAAUGAUGGUCGACGGAGAUCGACUGUGUCUCCAGGCCGUUUCAAGGCAUAUAGUCGACAUGGCUCACCCCAGAAAGUUAACGAAAGGAUAAUUGAAGUCCUCAACCAGCCGAAAAAAAUAAAGCCCGAAACGGGGUUUGUAUACGUUUUUGCGGCUGCGAAUACCCCAAACAGAUUCAAAAUCGGAUAUACGAAAAAGCCCAAGGAUCGAUUUAGGGUGUGGUCGAAAUGUUACCCAGACCUAAUCGUUCAUAUCUUGAUUGAGUGCACUGAUGCCCACAAGGUGGAGGACCUGGUGCAUGCAGAGUUCGAUCUACAACGCCAAGAGCACAUAUGUGAAAUAUGCAAAUCGAAACCUGUUCACCAUGAUGAGUGGUUUGAAAAAGGGCUUGAGGAUAUUCGUCCCGUUGUCAACGGAUGGGUGGCGUUUGUGGAUUUGGCCUAUCUUGAUGAUGGGGGGAUAAAGCCUGAGUACCAAUCGCUAGCCCCAGCAUUGGCCGUAGACGAGGGGCGAUGGCAGAAGUGGAUCCAGGGAGAGCUCAACCGGAACAAGAUCGCCGCUUCCGCUGCUCCCGAAUUGGUGGAGGAUCUCACGGAUAGUGGCACCAGUGAAUCACCGGCUACCCCGAAGACCGAUUCCUCUGGUGCCUCCAAAGCACCACCGUCUCCCAUACUACUGCCCAUCCCAGGUGCAUUGCCGACGGUCGAAGAGCACGUUGGCUCACUGCCUUCUGCCAGAGAAAAUGCGGUGUCUCCAAAGCCACUAGAUGGGAAGGCUCCCAAGGGAGAAGAAGACAAGGUCACUCUCCUUGGCCUGGCUCGAGGUAUCAUUUCUAUGAUUGCCAGCGUUUCUGGCUGA
Molecule: messenger RNA, 1212 nt
Organism: Aspergillus pseudotamarii
Lineage: Eukaryota; Fungi; Ascomycota; Eurotiomycetes; Eurotiales; Aspergillaceae
Product: GIY-YIG nuclease family protein
Exons: 1
Coding region: 1-1212 (403 amino acids)
Source: RefSeq, a predicted model, not a curated record